CCUCAAGGUCUCUUCUGCAAAAACACCACCGCGACGAACGAAGCGGAGUGUGGGAAGAGAUCGCGAGGGAGAUGGAGGCGAGACGAGCAGCCUGCAGAUCCGGCGUGCUCCUGCUCCUGCUCCUCGCCGCCAUCCUCGCGGCGGCCGCCUCCGCCUCCUCCAUCGGCGACAAGUGCGCCGCCUGCAAGGCCGUUGCUGCGGAGCUAGAGAUCGGAAUUUCAAGCGAGAAACCAAGGAAUCACUUGGACUUGCGCAACCGAUUAAAUUCAAAAGGACAGCGUGAAGGAAAGGUCAUUGAUUACAGAGUAAGUGAACUUCGGGUCGUUGAGCUUCUGGAUGACCUAUGUGAUAAGAUGCAAGAUUAUACCCUGCAGAAGUUGGAAUCAGGAGAAAAAGGCUGGGUGAAGGUAGAAGACUGGAACAGUUUUAAAACUGAAAAGAAGGCCGCAGCACGAGCACACUCCAAAAAUUUAUCCACAUUUUGUGGAAGGUUACUGGAGGACACUGAGGAUGAGCUUGCUGAGUGGAUAAAAUCAAGCUCUGCAGAAUCAGGAAAUGUGAGCAGAGCACUUUGUGAAGAUAUUAGCAAACACUGUCUGUCUACAAGUGCUACCACCGAGAUCGACGAUGAGCUAUGACACCAAACGUUCGUUCAGGCACCAUCUUUAUUCCGCAAAGCAAAGCAGGCGGAGAUCUGGAAAGCAUUAACGAACAAAAUCAAAUUGUUUCUGAUAACAUUUCAGUCAGACUCAUACAUGAAGCUGCUCAAUCUAAUUUCAUGUGUUGUAUUACUGCAAUUCCUGUCCUUAAAAAGGCCAGGGAAUUGCAAUUCGUUCCAUAUAGUGUCUUGUCUGUCUGGACUAAUCUGUUGAGAACAUUCGAACAUGAAGCAAAUUUUGCAUACAAAAUACGGUUGAAAACAGCCCGGUUAACUGAUUCAAGGGGGGACUUUGAAAGAUAGUUUACAUGAAAUUUAUGGUUAAGAUUUCAA
Molecule: messenger RNA, 991 nt
Organism: Oryza brachyantha (malo sina)
Lineage: Eukaryota; Viridiplantae; Streptophyta; Magnoliopsida; Poales; Poaceae
Product: protein canopy-1
Exons: 9
Coding region: 72-638 (188 amino acids)
Source: RefSeq, a predicted model, not a curated record